Messenger RNA from Synchiropus splendidus (mandarinfish), 1954 nucleotides. RefSeq names its product sorting nexin 22 (gene snx22). The transcript has 7 exons. Lineage: Eukaryota; Metazoa; Chordata; Actinopteri; Syngnathiformes; Callionymidae. Bases 133 to 681 code for a protein of 182 amino acids. The record is from RefSeq and is a predicted model, not a curated record. Gene Ontology annotation, molecular function: phosphatidylinositol phosphate binding.
UGGAGUGCUCCUCUUCAACAUUCACACUUUCUCGGUUCCCAUUUCCAGCGACAAAACCUGCUUCAUAUUAGCUGCCGAAAGUCCAACUAAGCGAAACAUUCCUGCAAAAAGCUUUUUGGAAAUAUUUUCCCAAUGAUCAAAGUUCAGAUCCCGUCGCUGGAAAAAAAGGUGGAUGAGUCGGGAAAGUCGAAGAAGCUUUUCCGGGUGGAAGUUUUGUUCAACGAGAGGAAACACUUUGUUCUACGCAAAAGCAGCGAGUUCCAGGCUCUUCAUAGGAAGCUCAGGAAGAUCAUUCACACCCCUGACUUCCCUAGUAAGAGGAACCCCCACUUGAGGACAAAACCUGUGGAGCAGAGGCUGCAGGAGCUGGAGGAUUACAUUCAGGAGAUCAUCUACCAGAAUGAGGAUGCACCACAGGUCCUGCUGGACUUCCUGCACCUCAAACAUUUUCACACGGGGAACAGGAUGAGCAGCAUGGAAUCUCUGGAUGAGCUGGACAGUCAGGAUGACAGCUAUCAGUUACCAGUGCAGCCAGUCCUGGGAUACAUGCGAGAUCCUUAUAUCUCUCGAUGCAUAUCAGGUGUGCCUGAUGUUGUUGUGGACGGUGUCCUUCAGGGUUUUUAUCCACGGGAUGUCCGAGUCAGCUUCACCACCCUGCCUUUGAACACCGCCACAUGUUGAAAGCUGAUAUAUGGUGAUAUAUGAUCGUUUCUGCUUGUUGGAAUCACAGGUGGUCUGAAAUUGAGCCAAAACUUCUUCCUUUGAUAACCAUGCUCAGAAAAGUACAAUUCUUUUUACAGUACAGAUAAACACAUUUUCACAUGGCAAGAUAUAGAUAUGGCAGAAUGAAUAAACGUUUGUCUCUCUCUAUCUUUGUUAGGACAUAAUGCUUCCCCCGCAUCUCACCCUAAACUAUCCAAAACAAAUGGCUAACCUUAGCCAAUGACAUGUAACCAAACCUAAACCCAAUUACAAUGACCUCGGUAGUUAUUCGAUGUUAUAACCAUCAAAACCUGAUGAGGGCUGGGCAAAAUGUCCUCACAAGACGGGGGUCUUGUUUGCUCACCACUAAGGAUGUAGAGUGAACCCUCGCUAUAACACGGUUCACCUUUUGCGACUUUGCUGUUUCACAGAUUUUUUUAGUGCAGUUUUUUUUUUUUUUUUAAACAGUGCAUUGUGUUCUGCAUCCUGGUUGGCUAAGGGACUAAACAACGUGAACAGUCUCCGCGCCUCAUCUCUGUACAGCUUGCCAAAUUUAUGUUUGCAAAGGUAGUCCAUGAUAAAACCCACAAUGUCAACAAAACGUUCUGAGGGUGCGCCCAAAAGGAAGAGAAAGAUGCUAAAUAUCGCAGAAAAAGUUACUUCUGGACAUGCUGAAGGAAGGUAGAAGCUAUGCAGCUGUCGGGCGCCAUUACGGAAUAAAUGAAUCUUUCAUUCGUUCCAUAAAGAAUGAGGAAAUAACAUAAGGAGGACGGCAGCAAUACGUUUUAACAAGAAUGCAGAAAGGGUUGUAACUGUCCGCAACAAGACCAUUGUAAGGAUGGAGUCUGCUUUAGCUUUGUGGAUUAGUGACUGCAGGAAAAAGAUCAUUCCGCUGGAUACCGACGUUAUCCGCACAAAAGCUAAAAAUCUUUAUGAAACCUUUGCUGUGUUGCUUUGUGGCGACCCUGAAGGGAGAAGCUGGAAGGAAAAGAAGUAGCGGGGCGGAGUGACGAAGAGGCAAAGUUAGAGGAACGGUGAAAUACGUGCAAGUCACAAGGUGUCCAAACCUCGUAUUGACUAUUAAAAAUAUUGUUUUACAGUUUUUCCAAAAACUGUCAUAGUUAUUUGUUGAAAAUGUUUAUGUUUUUAUUUUUUUUAAAUGCUUGGGCCUGAAAACAGGUUUUGGUGUUUAGUUUCAUUGUAUACCUAGUUCAGUAUUGUAUAAUAAAUGUAAAAAAUAAAGCUGACUACU